Molecule: messenger RNA, 783 nt
Organism: Zingiber officinale
Lineage: Eukaryota; Viridiplantae; Streptophyta; Magnoliopsida; Zingiberales; Zingiberaceae
Product: auxin-responsive protein SAUR68-like
Exons: 1
Coding region: 107-565 (152 amino acids)
Biological process (GO): response to auxin
Source: RefSeq, a predicted model, not a curated record
UCCAUAUAAAAAUUACGAUUGCUCACUCCCGUUUCUUUGUGCUCGAGUCCAACACUGUCACUUGGCAUCCGAAAAGCUUCGAUCUCACGUAUUCCUUUGGCCUGCAAUGCUGAACCCCAUGAGGCUUAUCAAGAUGGUGAGGAAGUGGCAGAAGUUGGCCGCCCUCGGCCGGAGAAGGAUCAAGUCGGAGAGGCCCGAAAACAGAGACGGUGAAGCAGGGCCGCCGUGGUCUUCGACGGUGGCCAGCAAGGGGCACGUGUUCGUGUACACCGCCGACGGGAAGCGCUUUAUGGUGCCGUUGAAGUACCUGAGCAGCGGUCUCUUUCGGGAGCUACUGCAGCGGUCGGAGGAAGAGUUCGGCCUGCCGGCCGACGGCCCCAUCACGCUGCCCUGUGGGGCCGCAUGCAUGGAGUCCGUCAUCAGCUUCCUCCACGGCCGGGGCAACAGCAACGCGGAGAGGGUCGUGCUUGAUACAAUCAGCUGUGGCGGCGGUGUUGGACGAUGCACGGAGGCGGCCGCUGGGAAAGGAGGAGUCAGCCAGCAUCUGAUCCUCUAUGGUUUUUGAAUAAUUGAUUAAAUUGUAGCAUCAUUUCCGGAGUCCCUCCGUCUUGAAAUUGUAUAAACAGAGAAACAGCCUCGGAUAGGUGGUCAAUUCUGAAUUUAACUCAGGGAAAUAGUUUCCCAAUCGAAAAAUAAACAAGGGAAAAUUUGGGACAGUGGGUUUGAAUGUUUGCAUCAUAAAUAUAUGCAGUGUUGUAUAUAAAAAAGCCGAAUCGAAUUGAU